Molecule: messenger RNA, 908 nt
Organism: Lontra canadensis (Northern American river otter)
Lineage: Eukaryota; Metazoa; Chordata; Mammalia; Carnivora; Mustelidae
Gene: CUNH20orf173
Product: chromosome unknown C20orf173 homolog
Exons: 6
Coding region: 1-717 (238 amino acids)
Molecular function (GO): beta-galactoside (CMP) alpha-2,3-sialyltransferase activity
Source: RefSeq, a predicted model, not a curated record
AUGGUUUUGGAAAUCCAGGAGAGCACAACAGAUGUUUCUGGCUUCAGCAACUCGAUUUUUGUCCUGUGGGUCUUCUGGGUGGUUCUCUUGUGGCUGAUGGCCCCCUGCCUGGAUCUCAGACCUGAAUCAGCCCCCCAGGAGAAACUGAUGGUCUUGGUACCACAGCAUUGCAACCGCCCCUGGCUCCAACUCAGGACAAGUGGCUGCCGAUCUGAGACGCUAAACUCCUCCCUCUGGCACCACGGAGCUGGAGAACGGACAGGGUUUGCUGCCCGCUAUGAGAAGACCGUGGAGUACCUGACGGGGACGACAGAGUCUCUGACCCCUGACCCUGUGCUCUGGUGGUUGGGCAUGAACUCAGAAAAUGGGCUUGGCAAAAUGUGGGAGAAGCUGUUCAAGGUGAUUCCCAGGCCCUCAGUGAGCCAUUUCCAUCUCUACUGUGGGACUUGUGCUUUGGUGGGGAACCCCAAGACCCUACGGGCUUCUGGCCUCAGCCACAACAUCAACCGGUACCCCACAGCCUUUGGGAUAAGCCAGGGCCAUGCCCAAGGCUUCGAGAUGGUGAGGAACCAAACCUCAGGAUGCUUCGUCUACCCUGGGAAUGCCAGCAUCCAGGGCUCCUGGAGACAGCUGGUGUUGCUGCUGAAGCUUUCUGGUCUGGUGUGGACUUCAGAUGAUCCGAGUGAGGAGAUUCUGGAAGGUGGUCCAGUUCCCUAGUGGAAUGGAAGGCAACCAAGACCAGGUGUCCUUAUUUGGUUUUGGGACAGACCAGCUCAUGAGGUGGUCCCAUUACUGGGAUGAUAAAUAUUGGUUUGAGAGUCACACGCACAGUUUCAAAGAAGAGCAGAAGGUCAUCCUCACGCUGCAGGGUGAGGGGAAGGUUGCUAUCUACAGCUGACAUGUUUUCC